CACCAUCAUCAUCACCACCAAUAUUUCCACUCCAUGAAGCCUCCUCUUCUCUUUUCACUCUAUAAAGUCUCCACUAAUCUCUACCAUCAAACUAGUUAGGAUCAACAAAUUAAUCCACCCAUCAACAUUGUUAUUCUCCUUGGAUAGGAUCCAAGGCUUAGCUUGCUCUUAAAUUAGGAGAUUGAAUCCAUGAUGAGGAAGCCUGAUCCAUCCGUGAAGGUUAUCAGUGGAGGCAAUACUAAUACUAAUACUAAUACUAAUACUAAUACUAAUAAUGGUACUACUACUAAUAAGCUUAGGAAAGGAUUGUGGUCACCUGAGGAAGAUGACAAGCUCAUCAACUAUAUGUUAACCAAUGGCCAGGGAUGUUGGAGUGAUGUAGCUAGAAAUGCUGGCCUGCAAAGAUGUGGGAAGAGCUGCCGCCUUCGUUGGAUCAACUAUUUGAGACCUGAUCUCAAACGAGGAGCCUUUUCUCCCCAAGAAGAAGAGCUUAUCGUCCAUUUACAUUCCAUUCUUGGCAACAGGUGGUCUCAAAUAGCGGCUCGUCUACCUGGCCGUACAGACAAUGAAAUAAAGAACUUUUGGAAUUCAACAAUAAAGAAAAGGCUAAAGAAUUUAUCAUCCACUCCCUCACCAAAGGUUAGUAAUUCAUCGACGUCGGAGCCUAAUAACGGUGCCAUGCAAGGGCUCAUGUCAAUGCAAGAACAAGGCAUUUUGCCUAUGUACAUGGACUUACCAUCAGCAUCGUCCAAUUCUUCCUUGCAAUCCAUGGUCCUGAAUCACACCGGCAACUCAUUACCGAUGCUCGAGCAUGACCUAAACGUGUUCGGGGCGUCCGGAUACUUCGAUCCAGCCUCAUGUGUAACACAGGUUGGGGUAAAUGGAGAGAGCUUUUACGGUGAAAACGAGAUGUUGGGCACUGUUGAGAAUGGAGCAGAAAGGGAACUAUAUGUCCCUCCUUUAGAAAGCAUUGGAGAAAACCUUAAAACUGAAAAUACGACUGUUGAUGUUUGGAACAUCAACAACAACCCUUUCAAUAUCAUAAACAGUAAAAACAACAAUAGCAAAUCAGACAACAUAGGCAAUGCGGCUGUUGGGAAUUUUUGGAUAGGUGAAGAGAUAAAAGUUGGAGAAUGGGACUUGGAGGAUUUGAUGAAAGAUGUUUCUUCCUUUCCUUUUCUUGAUUUCCAAAGCUGAAUAUAUAUAGUUUCAAAAUCCUUUCCUUUCUAGUCACCCCUUUUCAAACCUUACCCUCCUAUCUUUGAUCAUCAACACUUGAAAAAUAUAAAUACAUAUAUAUAUCUCCUAGUCAUAUAUAGUAAAAGAAAAAAAAAACCACCAUUUGUGUAAGUUGUAGGGAAUUGGUGAGUUUGGAAUAAAGGUGGGGAUUUGGGACCAUGAAAAUCUUUUGUAAGUAAAUAUGUUUCAUAUGGAGCGGCAAAAAGGGUGCUUUGAUUGACUGAUGAAGAAGCAUCUGAGUACACGAAAAUGAAAUAAUUAAUUACGCAAUGUGAAUAUAGUCAUGUAAACAAGGUAGAAAGGAACAUCUCAAGGAAUAUAUAUAAGAUUGAGAUCGAUGUAACAAAGCAAUGUCAAUGAAGAGAAAUAAUAAUGUUGUAUUAUUGUUGCAUUUUGAUAAAAAGAAAAAAAAAAGUAAAAGAAAAUCUUGAUCUCAAAA
Gossypium arboreum is the source of this 1678-nucleotide messenger RNA. Its product is annotated as transcription factor MYB46-like. NCBI's taxonomy places the organism in Eukaryota, Viridiplantae, Streptophyta, Magnoliopsida, Malvales, Malvaceae. The record is from RefSeq and is a predicted model, not a curated record. The coding region runs from base 190 to 1197 and encodes 335 amino acids. The transcript has 2 exons.